AUGUCUGUCGUCUCCCUUUUAGGCGUCAAGGUCAUCAACAACCCCGCCAAGUUCACCGACAAAUAUGAAUUUGAGAUCACCUUUGAAUGCUUGGAGCAGCUCGAGAAGGACCUAGAGUGGAAACUGACCUAUGUUGGCUCCGCUACAUCUGAUCAAUACGACCAAGAGCUCGAUUCCCUUCUUGUAGGCCCAAUCCCUGUUGGUGUCAACAAGUUCGUUUUCGAGGCAGAUGCACCAAACAUCUCGCGAAUCCCCGAGACUGAUAUCCUUGGCGUCACUGUGGUUCUACUCACAUGUGCCUAUGAUGGCCGCGAGUUUGUGCGUGUCGGUUACUACGUGAAUAAUGAAUACGAUUCGGAAGAGCUAAACGCCGAGCCACCUGCGAAACCCAUCAUCGAACGAGUGAAGCGCAAUGUUCUUGCCGAAAAGCCUCGUGUUACUCGUUUCGCCAUCAAGUGGGACUCUGAAGCAUCUGCCCCCGCGGAGUUCCCGCCCGAGCAGCCUGAAGCUGAUCUCACCGCUGAUGGUGAGGAAUAUGGCGCCGAGGAGGCUGAUGAAGAGGCCGCUGCCACCAAGGCCAAAACUGAGGGAGGAGAAGACUCGGAAAUGGCUGGGGCAGAGACCAGCAAGGAGGAAGACCAAGAGCAUGAUCAUGAGGAAGAUGAAAUGUCCGAGGACGGAAGUGUUGACAUCGAAAACGAGAGUGAGGAGGAGCUGGAGGAGGAGGAGGGCGUUGAAGGCCCAGAGGACGAUGCUAUGGAGGUUGAUGGGGCCGAGAAGCCCAACCCUGGCGCUAAGCCCGUCAGCGUCGUCUCCUAA
This is a messenger RNA of Clonostachys byssicola, 819 nucleotides long. NCBI's taxonomy places the organism in Eukaryota, Fungi, Ascomycota, Sordariomycetes, Hypocreales, Bionectriaceae. The record is from the annotation of a GenBank genome assembly.